CCAACUCGUUGCUUCCCAAUGGAUUAUCUGAAAACAAUAGUUCCUUCUCAAUUUCUUGCUGAACGUGGCUCCAAUCUUGUUGUCAUCAAUCCAGGUUCUGCAAAUAUAAGAAUAGGAUUAGCUCGACAAGACGCCCCGUUGAACGUCCCUCAUUGUAUUGCUAGAAGAACCACUGGUGCCAAUCAAUUCCCUAAGAAAAAUGUUCUAGACCAGGGACUUAAUUCUCAGGUUACCACAGCGCAACACAUGGAACGUGAGAAAGCAUAUGAUAUUAUUGCAUCCCUGUUGAAAAUUCCAUUCUUGGAUGAAGAGGUUACAAACAAUGCAUUCCCCAGAAAGAUGGGUCGUAUCGAUGUAUACCCUCCUCAAACUAACAAGAAAGAGACAGCCUUCAGUUGGACUGAUGUAUAUGAGAAGACAAUUCCAUCGUCUGCAUCUGAAUUCUAUUUUGAUGUAACAGAAGACCCACUGAGAAAUGACCAAAAUGAUGAGUCCUCUGUUGAGAAGGAAGGUCACGAUUAUAGAGAGAACAAUUCAAGUGAACCAAGAUAUAGGGAGUGCAUUUUUGGUGAGGAAGCUCUGAGAAUAUCUCCAACUGAACCAUAUUGCUUACGGCGUCCUAUCCGCAGGGGUCAUCUUAACAUCUCUCAAUAUUAUCCUAUGCAGCAGGUAUUAGAAGACUUGCAUGUAAUUUGGGAUUGGAUUUUGACUGAGAAACUUCAUAUCCCCUUGAGUGAAAGGACUAUGUUCUCUGCUAUUCUUGUUCUUCCUGAGACAUUUGACAAUCGUGAAGUAAAGGAGAUGCUGUCUAUUGUCUUAAGAGAUCUGCACUUCAGCUCAGCGGUAGUUCACCAGGAAGGUCUUGCUGCAGCUUUUGGAAAUGGUAUGUCAACAGCGUGCAUCAUAAAUCUGGGUGCCCAGGUGACAUCAGUAAUAUGUGUUGAGGAUGGAGCAGUCCUACCUACAACACAGAUGACAUUGAGAUAUGGUGGAGAGGAUAUAUCAAGAUGCUUGCUUUGGACACAAAGGCAUCAUCAAACAUGGCCACCAGUUCGUACAGAUGCCCUGACAAAGCCUGUAGAUUUGUUGAUGUUGAACAGGCUUAGAGAGUCGCAUUGCUCGAUUAGAGAAGGAGAACUUGAAACUGUUGCAGUUGUUCAUUCUUAUGAAGAUGGCAUGCCACCUGGGUCUCAUAAGACGAGGCUGACUGCUUUGAAUGUUCCACCAAUGGGUUUGUUCUACCCAAUGCUUUUGGUUCCAGAUGUUUAUCCUCCACCACCCCGUACAUGGUUCAAGGAUUAUGAUGAUAUGUUGGAAGAUACAUGGCAUACUGAGGGCUUUUUCCCCAGCGGUGCUUCUGCAUUCCCAAUGUGGGAGAGCUACCCAAUUUUUCAGGCAAGGCCAAAGAAAGAGGACAAUAUUGGUCUUGCAGAAGCUAUUACAAAAAGCAUUCUCUCAACAGGGCGUAUAGACCUGCAGAGGAAAUUGUUUUGUAGCAUGCAACUGAUUGGUGGAGUGGCUUUGAUUGAUGGGCUCAUUCCUGCCAUGGAGGAGAGGGUGUUACAUGCGAUUCCCCCAAAUGAAGCCAUUGAUACUGUGGAGGUUUUGCAAUCAAGGACAAAUCCAACCUUUGUUGCAUGGAAGGGUGGAGCAAUACUUGGUGUACUUGAUUUCAGCCGAGAUGCCUGGAUACAUCGGGAAGACUGGAUUCGAAGUGGGAUUCACAUUGGUAGUGGCAGAAAAUACAAGGACUCUUAUUUCCUCCAGGCACAAGCAAUGUGUUACAUAAAUUCCUGAAACAUGGUUUACGUCAUGCUGUAAAUGGAACUUUGAUUUGCUAGAAAGACUAACGCUUGAAGCUGCGAGUAUCAAGACUUGUGAAAGUACUGAGUAAAUUGUGGAAGUUUUGCUGACAAACAAACGUUCAAAGUGAAAUUUGGUUGGUUAAAGAACGUAGCUGUUGUUAUCAUCAGAAGCGUGAAACCCUUUGUCCUGAGGAGAUGGAGGCAGUCUACUCCGUGCAGCACUUGCCUUACUAAUGACCUAACACACUAGCGCCAUUUUUAGCAGUAGACAGCUUGGAAUUUGGACUUAUUUGUAAAGCUGGGUAAUAUCCCUCUUAAAUCUUCUCCUUACCUUCCCUGAAAUCUUCCUCAGAACUUCUGAAUCUUAUUGGCAGAGAUUGGUAGAGUGGUAAACCACUUGUUAUGAAAUGGAGUUUCUAUUUACUCAGAUAGCAAAGAUAUGCUACGGUGUUUAGCUUGCUACUUUU
Messenger RNA from Coffea eugenioides, 2272 nucleotides. Its product is annotated as actin-related protein 9. Bases 19 to 1797 code for a protein of 592 amino acids. Gene Ontology annotation, biological process: regulation of DNA-templated transcription; double-strand break repair. The transcript has 21 exons. The record is from RefSeq and is a predicted model, not a curated record. Lineage: Eukaryota; Viridiplantae; Streptophyta; Magnoliopsida; Gentianales; Rubiaceae. Gene Ontology annotation, cellular component: Ino80 complex.